AUGUCCGGGAAUGAUAUAAGAGACCAAGCAGCCCCUGCUGAAAGAGAGGGGGGGGGGAGGGGACCUCAGAGCGUUGGACGUCACAUCACAAAAUUCAAGCGUGGUACCGACGUGGCCGCAAGGCAUGGAAACAAAUUCUACGCCAUGUGGGAAUCCUCAAACACCGGUUUCGACACAUCUGAUGUUUGA
Penicillium longicatenatum is the source of this 189-nucleotide messenger RNA. RefSeq lists its product as uncharacterized. NCBI's taxonomy places the organism in Eukaryota, Fungi, Ascomycota, Eurotiomycetes, Eurotiales, Aspergillaceae. The transcript has 2 exons. Bases 1 to 189 code for a protein of 62 amino acids. The record is from RefSeq and is a predicted model, not a curated record.